AUGCGAGUGAUAUUUGUCGUUCAGCUCAUAGCUUUUGCGGCGGCCAUCAUGGGCGAGAAGUUCAUCGUUGAAUUCGGCAGCAGCAAGGUGCGCUUGACCGACCGCGCCGAAGACAGGGAGGAAUUGAUUGGAAAACUGACGACGGACGAGAGGACCAAGAUCGUGAAGCGAUUCGACCACGCAAUCUUUUCUGGUGUGGUGAUUGAAACCGGCAACCACAAUCUCGACACUUUGCGAGCGCUUCCAAAUGUUGGCAACGUCUGGACCUCACGGAAUGAGGGUAUGCUGGCGCAUCUCAGCGAUUCAAAGCCAACGCAGUAA
This is a messenger RNA of Colletotrichum karsti, 321 nucleotides long. Its product is annotated as serine endopeptidase. The transcript is spliced from 2 exons. NCBI's taxonomy places the organism in Eukaryota, Fungi, Ascomycota, Sordariomycetes, Glomerellales, Glomerellaceae. The coding region runs from base 1 to 321 and encodes 106 amino acids. The record is from RefSeq and is a predicted model, not a curated record.